Messenger RNA from Acytostelium subglobosum LB1, 2328 nucleotides. RefSeq lists its product as hypothetical. NCBI's taxonomy places the organism in Eukaryota, Evosea, Eumycetozoa, Acytosteliales, Acytosteliaceae. The record is from RefSeq and is a predicted model, not a curated record. The coding region runs from base 1 to 2328 and encodes 775 amino acids. The transcript is spliced from 2 exons.
AUGUUGAUUGAAUCAUUGACAUCAUUGAUCAACGCCAUUGACAAGGUUGAUGAGGUCGUAAGGAUGAGAUACCUUGCCAUCCAGAAUCAACUUGGAUCAAGCAAACUUAUCAAGGAUAUAUUUGGAAUGAUGUUGACACAAAACAACAUUGUUCUCGUUACAUACUUGAUUGGUAAAUUCAAGUAUCUGCUCAAUGAUACUGAUGUAUUCACAAAGUCCAUCUAUUGCAUGUUCACAAAUGUGAAGCGUAUUGAUCAACAUAGUACACAAUCAUGUGUACUCACUCCUGCAAUGAUCAAUGCGUUGUGUACAUUACUUCCAUGCACUGCUAUGACGCCUGGACUCCUAUUCGACAUGACACUAUCAUGUCUACAACAACGACCAUUGGACAAUACACUGUUGAUGAAGCUGUUGGACACGUAUGAUCAGGCAACCACCAUUGAUGGCCUUCAGACUGGAACACUGCUCUUUGAGAGCAUACUCAAUCAUUCACUGGUGAUCAGCGAGCAUGAGCAUCUGUUUCAACAUGCACCAUCCAGUCAGCUCCGAUCAAUGAUUGAGAGAUACUCUUGCAUUGACUUUGAGGGCCUCAUGACCAAGAUGUCCAGCCUCGCACUCAAACAUCAACGAACGGAUAUCCUCAAGCACUUGUCAGUGGAGUUCCAAGCUGAGCCCGACCCUCAAUACUUUAUCAUGUAUGCCAAUGAGAAGAUGUUAAAGGCCUUGCCCACAGAGUACCCGGAAGAUGUUGUCCCCAUCAUUGGUACACCAGAGACCGUCAAUAAUGUGGAGCUACCCAAGUUCACGUUGGACAAGGCGAUGGCCACGGGCCAAAUACUAGGUGUUGGCAACAACGACUUCAUAGUUGGCAAAUACCGUGUAUCUUUCCAACUGUUGCCUCUCAUCUUCUCACAAGAUGAGGUGACCAGGACCAUUAACUUGGCAAUCCGUCAUCGCAACCUGGCCCUUCUCAAACAUUUCCACAUCCUAUUCAAAGCCUUCAUGGUAGCGGCCCCGGACACUACCAACUCAUGGAUGGAGAACACAAUUGAGAUCACAGAGAUUAUCAACAAUGCCCUUUUGGCGAGCGAUGUCGAGCUAAUCUAUUACUUGCAUAAUGAAAUGAUUCCAUGGUUCAUCAAGAAGAGACAGGUGACCAUCGACCACAUGCCCAUGGACGAUCAAUUCAUCAUCCUUUGGCAAUGGCUGACCAAAAUUAGCGAUUUUAAUUUGCGAUUCAGAGGCGUCUAUAGUGAUGCAAUCAAAGCCAAUCGAAUGGAUAUUGUCAUGCAUCUCUCGGACCCCACCCAUAUCAACGAAGGCAAGGGCGACAUACUGAGCAUAUAUACCGCCAGCAAAACAUUGGCCACUGCAAUGCAAUAUUAUGACACUGAACCAUGCUUCCUUCAAGUAUAUCUGGGCCAUCGAGGACCAACAUUCCUCCACAGUAUCUCGCCAGAGGUGAUAUGCGAAUCAAAAAUCGAAGCAUUCAGAGAGCUACUCACUGCCAUCAAACCGACUCGUCUCAAUCUGGACCAACCAGAGGACCGUCAGCGACCUGCCCAUGGACGGGACAUCAUUGCCAAGAUCAGAUUAAUGAGAGAAACAGGACACAUUGAUCACUUUAAGCACACUCCUGGCAUUCGUCCAUUCUUUCUGGCUGCCUGUGAGGCGGGCGAGCAUGACCUAGCCCUAUCAAUCUACAACCCAAUCAACAUUGACUUCCGAGACGCAAUCAAUUUAUUAUGUGCCAAGGGCAACAUUGAGACGUUCAAUGCACUCCGGCCCCGUUGCCUACUUCCCAACUACAAGGAAUGGUACACAGGUGCAAUCAAGGCACGUCAAUUCACAAUGCUCGAACACCUCUUGGACAAUAGUAAUGGAGCUGACUGUCAAAAUCUAGAUGAUUGGCGAUACCUAUUAUCAUUGGACGAUAGUGAUCAAGGCCUACCAGCACAAUGUAUAUCAAUCAUUUGGAAGCAUAUAUGUGAUAACAUUGUCACCAACAACGUUGCAUUAUGUUCAUUAUUGAGAGAUGUUCCAUUCAACAUACAUCUCUAUGAGGAGGUGAUCAAAUCACGUCAUCAACUACAAUUGGCAAAGUCAAUUCAUCCUCCAAUCAUACAUCUUUCAAUGGAUGUUGUAGAGUCUGCGUUGGAGGAAAAGAGAUACUCACAGUUCAAUUCAAUCAUCUCAUUGUUUGUUGGCAACAAACCGAAGCACUACCAUCACGUCAUCCAGUCCUUCCAUGAUCCACAAAGAGUAUCCAUCGCAACAAUGGCAUUGGAGAAUUGCUGCUACUCACCAAAGUUAUUCCAAGAUUAUUAA